GUGUAAAUGCGGAUGUGUGUGACAGACCAGCGCGCCAAAACUGUCCAGCGACAACAAAAGCAAAGCGGUACCGACUGGCCUGGGUCAAAACCUCGGGUAAGCUAAGCUAAACGACGGCAGGAUGGCUUUGCUCGACCGGUGCCAGGUUCUGUUCAAGACGGCGAACCUGUACGAGGUGCUGGGCAUUAAAAAAGAGGCGACCGAGGCGGAGAUCCGCAGGAGCUACUACAAAGUGUCGCUAAAGGUUCACCCGGACCGGGCCCCCGACGACCCGCAAGCCACAGAGAAGUUCCAGGUGUUGGGCAAGUUGUAUGCGGUACUGAGCGAUAAGGAACAGCGGGCUGUCUACGAUGAGCAGGGCGUGGUGGACGAGGAGUGUGAUGUAUUGAGUAAGGAUCGCUGCUGGGACGACUACUGGAGGCUGCUCUUCCCCAAGAUCACCGUGCAGGACAUCCUUGAUUUUGAAAAGCAAUACAAGGGCUCCGACGAAGAGAGGAAUGACUUACUGCAGUUGUACACGCAGCAUCAGGGAGACAUGGACGCCAUCCUGGCCUCUGUGCUAUGCUGCUCCCAGGAUGACGAGCCCAGACUGGAAGACAUCAUCCGUGCGGCGAUCAAGGAUGGGGAGGUGGAGGAAUUCCCCGCCUUUGCGCAGGAGAGUGUCAAGAAGAAGAGGGCUCGCAGGAAAAGGGCGGACAGAGAGCGAAAAGAAGCAGAAGAGAUGCAGAAAGAGAUGGGCCUCGGCCAGGAGGACGACAGCCUCAUGAUGAUGAUCAAGAAAAAACACUCCUCCAGAGAGCAGAACUUCAACAGCUUCCUGUCUGACUUGGAAGCCAAGUACUCCAAGAAAGGUGGAAAAUCCUCUAAGAGGGGAAAGAAGUGAGGAGCAUUUGGACUCUAAGUUAUGGAAAAGAAAUUUGCACCAGUUCAAGAUGGAGUUGCAGCUUAUUGCCAUUAGUUAAGUCAAAUUAUCUUCAUUGUUUGAAAUGUGAGGUUCCUGUCAUAAAAUGUAAGUGUGUAUUUUGUUGUCAAUGUCAGAGGAAAAUAAAAUUGUUAUUCUUGUACAUGA
This is a messenger RNA of Syngnathus acus (greater pipefish), 1069 nucleotides long. RefSeq names its product DnaJ (Hsp40) homolog, subfamily C, member 9 (gene dnajc9). The transcript is spliced from 5 exons. The coding region runs from base 122 to 883 and encodes 253 amino acids. Gene Ontology annotation, cellular component: nucleus; cytoplasm. Gene Ontology annotation, molecular function: heat shock protein binding. Lineage: Eukaryota; Metazoa; Chordata; Actinopteri; Syngnathiformes; Syngnathidae. The record is from RefSeq and is a predicted model, not a curated record.